AUGUCGAGCACGUCACCACAGCAGCGGGACCAGCAACACGUUCCAGGCACCAAGCCGCUGGACCCACUUGCAGCUAACGCGGAGCAUCUUUACUUGGAGAGUUAUGCAUUCACGACAGCGGCAGCGAUAGUGGGCUCAGUAGACCGCAAGAUCUUUGUAUUACUACGCGACGGCAGGAACUUAUUUGGGAUCUUGCGCACGUUUGACCAAUUUGCCAAUUUGGUGCUACAGGACACGUUUGAGAGGAUAUAUUUGGAGGAAGACGACGUACCGAAGCAGUUUGGUGAGACGUAUUUGGGGGUGUUUAUGGUGAGGGGCGAGAACGUGGUUAUGAUGGGCGAGCAAGACAUCGACAGAGAAGAUGACCAUUUGGAGCAGUUGGAGCAGAUUCCGUUCGAGCAAGCGGAACAGGGACUUAGACUCAAGCACCAGGAAAGAAUCAAAGAGGAGGGACGAAGAACAAAGACACUAUUGAAGCAAGGGUUGGUUAAUGAUUUCCAUAAAGCCGAUUUAUACUAG
Lodderomyces beijingensis is the source of this 519-nucleotide messenger RNA. Lineage: Eukaryota; Fungi; Ascomycota; Pichiomycetes; Serinales; Debaryomycetaceae. The record is from the annotation of a GenBank genome assembly.